UUUUUUUUUUCCUGACGGUGAUACAGUUUUCCUUGAAUUCCCAGAUAACCCACCACAAAUUUAUGAGGCCCCCCAUCUUUGUUUGCUUCUUCAUUAGGAGCCCAUUAGUCAACUACAACUGUUAGAUUAGAAUCAUCAGCCUUUGCAAAUAUUGCCGAGAGAAAAUGCCAAGUCGUUGUGAGAUCUGCUGCGAGAUCAUCAUCGCCAUCUUGCUCCCUCCUCUCGGUGUUUGCUUCAGGCAUGGCUGCUGCAGUGUGGAAUUUUGGAUUUGCUUGUUACUCACUAUUUUAGGCUACGUUCCUGGAAUAAUUUAUGCUCUCUAUGCAAUUGUGUUUAUCGACCGGGAUGAGUAUUUUGAUGAAGGCAGGCGUCCUCUUUAUGCCCCGGCGUAUCAGUGAAUUACCAUACCAGUCCCUUUGGUCUUCUCGAACUCCAUUUCAUCUAUGAGAUUUGUGUCUUGUGUUUAAACAACGUCAAAAUCAACGGAAUUACUGCUUAAUUGUGGUUUGAUAAUUAUACUUUUGCUGGUAUUUUCACCUCUUUUCAGCUACAAAUGGAUGAGACGACGUUCUGAAUCUUACUCAAUUGCAUCUUAAUUUCUAUUA
Molecule: messenger RNA, 605 nt
Organism: Populus nigra (black poplar)
Lineage: Eukaryota; Viridiplantae; Streptophyta; Magnoliopsida; Malpighiales; Salicaceae
Product: UPF0057 membrane protein At4g30660-like
Exons: 2
Coding region: 165-398 (77 amino acids)
Cellular component (GO): membrane
Source: RefSeq, a predicted model, not a curated record